This is a messenger RNA of Rubroshorea leprosula, 3454 nucleotides long. The record is from the annotation of a GenBank genome assembly. NCBI's taxonomy places the organism in Eukaryota, Viridiplantae, Streptophyta, Magnoliopsida, Malvales, Dipterocarpaceae.
GAGCAUCAGCAAAAUGUUGCUGAAAAAUGGAUUCACAUGUUCCGUGCUCUGAUUGAUGAGAGGGGCCCAUGGUCUGCUAAUCCAUUUCCUAAUGAUACUAUGGUACAUUGGAAACUGGACAAGACAGAAGAUACAUGGCGUCGUAGGCCAAAGUUAAGACGGAAUUAUCAUUUUGAUAAGAAGCUUUGUUAUCCUCCAUCCACUUCCUCUACUGAUGAGGCUACUGUUCCUGGUAAAGAGAACAAAUCUUUUGCGGGGCAAAUUCCUGAGCAAAUGAAGCAUUUUCUGCUAAAAGGUGUGCAAAGAAUCAUUGAUGAAGGGAGCUCAGAACCUGGUGAAAGUGAUGCUGAAUCAAGUGGGCAGAAGGUUUUCUCUGAGGAUCCUUUAGACAAUCAAUGCUCAGAAAUACUUGAAUGCAGCAAUGAUCAAAAGGAUUCUGUACAUGACAGAAAAGAGUUUUCUUUGUCUCCUCCAGAGACUGAAACUAGUGAGGUUCUUCUCUCAGUUCCAUGCGUGCUUGUAACACCAAAGAGAAAACUGGCAGGACAUCUGGCAGUAAUGAAAGAUGUCUUGCAUUUUUCUGGUGAGUUUUUGGUUGAAGGUACUGGAGGGUCAUCGGUUUUCAAGACCUUAAAUGCUUCAAGCAAUUCUGAUUCAGCCAAGGCUGAUCAAAAGCAUAAGUUUUUCAAGUGGCCCAUAUUUCUUGAUUUAAAUUCUGAAAUGGGUGCUUCUUCCGAUAAUGUUGAGGCAGAAAAUUUGCAUAAGAAACAAUUGAAGAUUAAGCGUCAUUGGCGAUGGAAUAUUGACAAGGUAAAAGCUGUCCAUUGGACUCGAUAUUUGCUUAGAUACACUGCAAUAGAAAUUUUCUUCAGUCAUUCAGUUGCCCCAAUAUUCUUCAAUUUUGCAUCUCAGAAGGAUGCAAAAGAUAUUGGAACCCUGAUAGUAGCUACCAGAAAUGAACUUUUAUUUCCUAGAGGAGGUAAUAGAGAGAAAACUGGAGCCAUUUCAUUUGUUGAUAGACGUGUUGCACUGGAGAUGGCAGAAACUGCUAGAGAAAGUUGGAGGAGAAGGGAUAUUACAAACUUUGAGUAUCUGAUGAUUCUCAACACACUUGCAGGAAGAUCCUAUAAUGAUUUAACACAAUAUCCAGUCUUUCCUUGGAUUUUAGCAGAUUACUCCUCUGAGGUUCUUGAUUUUAACAAGUCAUCAACCUUUCGGGAUCUUUCCAAGCCAGUAGGAGCAUUAGAUUUGAAACGGUUUGAGGUAUUUGAAGACAGAUACCGUAACUUUUGUGAUCCUGAUAUACCCAGUUUCUACUAUGGGUCUCAUUACUCAAGUAUGGGGAUUGUGCUUUAUUACUUCCUUAGAUUAGAACCAUUCACAACUCUUCACCGUAAUUUACAGGGUGGCAAAUUUGACCAUGCAGAUCGUCUAUUUCAAAGCAUUGACGGCACAUAUCGGAAUUGCCUUUCCAAUACAAGUGAUGUGAAGGAGUUAAUUCCUGAAUUCUUUUACAUGCCUGAGUUUCUAGUUAAUGCAAACUCUUAUCAUCUGGGAGUAAAACAAGAUGGUGAACCUAUAGGCGAUGUUUGCCUCCCUCCCUGGUCCAAGGGCUCUCCUGAAUUGUUCAUAAGUAAAAACCGAGAGGCCCUUGAAAGUGAAUAUGUUAGCUCAAAUCUUCACCACUGGAUUGAUUUGGUUUUUGGUUACAAGCAGCGUGGAAAACCAGCGUUGGAGGCAGCAAAUAUCUUUUACUAUUUAACUUAUGAAGGUGCUGUUGAUCUAGAUGCUAUGGAUGAUGAUCUGCAGAGAUCAGCGAUUGAAGAUCAAAUUGCUAAUUUUGGCCAGACUCCAAUCCAAAUUUUCCGUAAAAAACACCCAAGAAGAGGGCCACCAAUACCAAUUGCUCAUCCUUUAUAUUUUGCACCCAAUUCUAUUAAUUUGACGUCAAUUAUUUCUUGCACAAGUCAGCCACCUUCAGCUGUGUUAUAUGUUGGUAUGCUCGACUCGAACAUUGUGUUUGUGAAUCAGGGGCUUACCUUGUCAGUUAAGAUGUGGUUGACAACCCAACUUCAAUCUGGUGGAAAUUUUACCUUUUCUGGAUCCCAGGAGCCUUUCUUUGGAGUUGGUUCUGAUAUUCUUUCCCCUCGAAAAAUUGGGAGUCCUUUGGCAGAAAACGUUGAACUAGGAGCACAGUGCUUUGUAACAAUGCAAACACAAUCUGAGAACUUUCUGAUCUCAUGUGGCAACUGGGAAAACAGUUUUCAAGUCAUAUCAUUGAAUGAUGGAAGAAUGGUGCAGAGCAUUCGGCAGCACAAAGAUGUUGUUAGCUGUGUUGCAGUAACCCCUGAUGGAAGCAUUCUUGCAACUGGAAGUUAUGAUACAACAGUAAUGGUGUGGGAAGUUUUCCGUUCCAAAACUCCAGAAAAGAAAGUUCGUAGUACACCCACAGAAGUACCCCGUAAAGACUAUGUUGUUGUUGAAACUCCUUUCCAUAUUCUCUGUGGUCAUGAUGAUAUAAUUACAUGCUUAUAUGUUAGUGUGGAGCUUGAUGUGGUUAUCAGUGGUUCAAAAGAUGGAACUUGCAUCUUCCACACCUUGCGGCGUGGAAGAUAUGUAAGAUCUCUACGGCAUCCAUCUGGCAGUGCAUUAUCAAAGCUUGUUGCUUCUCCACAUGGACGGAUUGUAUUUUAUGCUGAGAAUGAUCUCAGUUUGCACCUUUAUUCUAUCAAUGGAAAACAUCUUGCAUCUUCCGAAUCCAAUGGGCGCCUUAACUGUGUUGAACUCAGUGGAUGUGGCGACUUUUUGGUUUGUGCUGGUGACCAGGGACAGAUAGUUGUACGCUCCAUGAACACACUCGAGGUGGUGAGAAAAUAUAAUGGAGUAGGAAAGAUAAUAACAUCCCUAACAGUCACGCCAGAAGAGUGCUUCUUAGCAGGGACAAAAGAUGGAAGCCUUCUUGUAUACUCUAUUGAAAAUCCUCAACAACGCAAAGCUGGCCCUCGGAAUAUGAAAUCCAAAACUGCUGCAACCGGCUGUGUCUAAGCUACAUAAAUGAAACAGGGGAUUGUAGAACCCGUAACCAUUUCCAUCGCCAAGUGGUGAUAUUCAGGCCCCCACAAAGAUUUUCAAUGAAGAGUAUGUUUCGAUUAACGUUAGGCACUCGAAGAUAUUGAAGGGUGGCCAUAUACUGCACUAUACACUAUACAUCAGAUGCUACCAUAUAGACAAUCCAAUUUCUUCCUUUAUUUUCAAAAUGAGGAGGUGAGUUAAGACUCGAAUUCUGGAGUUACAUACAUGUGUAAAUGUACAUUAGUAAUUCAUACUAGGAUAGGACAGAAUUUCCUCUGGAAUAAGAGUAGCAGAAUCUGGGUACUUAGAUUUCUCUUUAAAAUAUUGGAAGCUAGCCCAACUUACUGUACAUAAUACUUUUUGCCUAAUUCCAUAGUGCCUC